Molecule: messenger RNA, 594 nt
Organism: Mytilinidion resinicola
Lineage: Eukaryota; Fungi; Ascomycota; Dothideomycetes; Mytilinidiales; Mytilinidiaceae
Exons: 1
Coding region: 1-594 (197 amino acids)
Source: RefSeq, a predicted model, not a curated record
AUGUCGACGAGCACAACAGCAUCCGAGGAGUCGGACCGAAACCUUGCCGCUAGGGACCGCAAGAAAGAACUUAAUAAAAUGGGAUGCCAACUUCAAAACUCUAGCACUCCUCGGGGAAAGAUGCUACAUCUCAUGAUGUGCACGGGCUACUACUCUGCUAAGCUCGCUGAGCUCCCACGCCAGGCGGACGUCGAGAAUUAUAUCGUCAGAUGGAUCGAGCCCAAGAUGAACAGCAUCCAGCUAGCGAGAUUUCGAUCCGACUGUUCCUUUAACGGUAUCGUCCUGAAUUGGGUGAAUACUAUCGUGUCCGAAAUGGAGCGCGCCCCUCAAGAUAUCGACAUUAUCUUAGGAGAGAUGUUGACCUUCGUUAUGAGGUUUGGAGGCGAUGGCGAAUCUUGCGACGAUGAAUCUUACCCCUAUAAGACCGAGUUUCUGUACUUGUAUGCAAAGUACCACAAGUACAAAAUCACAAAUAUUGUGCCGCUAGAGGGGGCUGAACCGUCUAGGAAGGUGGAGACGGUGAAAAGGGAGCCGUCGGUGAGGAAAGAGCCGCCGGCGAAGAAGCAGAGGGUGAAGAGAGGGCAAAACCCAUGA